This is a messenger RNA of Engraulis encrasicolus (European anchovy), 1603 nucleotides long. It is a transcript of the gene hnrnpa1b, whose product is annotated as heterogeneous nuclear ribonucleoprotein A1b. The coding region runs from base 98 to 1249 and encodes 383 amino acids. Lineage: Eukaryota; Metazoa; Chordata; Actinopteri; Clupeiformes; Engraulidae. Gene Ontology annotation, biological process: mRNA splicing, via spliceosome. The record is from RefSeq and is a predicted model, not a curated record. The transcript has 10 exons. Gene Ontology annotation, molecular function: mRNA 3'-UTR binding. Gene Ontology annotation, cellular component: catalytic step 2 spliceosome.
UCAAUUAUUUAAUCCAAACCCCCUAUCGUCUUUCAGAGUCUGUCCUAGAUUCUCCUCGUUCAAGUCUGCAGCUCGGGAGAAGACACCAGCGAACAGAAUGUCAAAGGAGGUCCCACGCGAGCCGGAGCAGCUCAGAAAGCUCUUCAUUGGGGGCCUGAGCUUUGAAACGACAGACGAAAGCCUGCGAGCUCACUUCGAGCAAUGGGGAACGCUCACAGAUUGUGUGGUCAUGAGGGAUUCUCAGACCAAACGGUCGCGUGGUUUUGGGUUCGUAACCUACUCAAGCGUCAAGGAGGUCGAUGAGGCCAUGACGGCGAGGCCGCACAAAGUCGACGGAAGGCUAGUGGAGCCCAAGCGUGCAGUGUCAAGAGAAGAUUCAAACAGACCUGGCGCUCACAUCACAGUGAAGAAAAUCUUUGUCGGUGGCAUCAAGGAAGAUACAGAUGAGGGCCACCUGCGCGACUACUUUGAACAGUUCGGCAAAAUCGACGCCAUUGACAUCAUGGUAGAUCACAAGACCGGCAACAAGAGGGGCUUUGCCUUUGUUACGUUUGACGACCAUGAUGCAGUCGACCGCAUCGUUAUCCAGAAAUACCACACAGUUAACAGCCACAAUUGCGAGGUGAGGAAGGCCCUCUCGAAACAGGAGAUGCAGAGCUCUGGAAGGGGAGGUGGUGGCGGCAACUUUGGCAGAGGUGGCGGUUACGGCAACGACUUUGGAGGGGGCCGUGAUGGUUACUUUGGAGGAGGAGGCCGUGGUGGACGCGGUGGCGGCGGUGGAUAUGGUGGUGGAGAUGGCUAUAACAACGGUUAUGGAGGUGACGGUGGCUAUGGCGGCGGCCCUGGUGGUGGUGGCGGAGGCUAUGGAGGUGGUAACCGUGGAUACGGAGGUGGCGGUGGAGGCGGCGGAGGCUAUGGCAACCAGGGUGGCGGAUACGGAGGAAACGGCUACAGUGAUGGCUACAACGGCAAUGGCGGCGGCAACUAUGGUGGUGACACCGAUGUCUUUAAAAAAAAUCUAGGCAACUUUGGAGGUGGUGGAGGUGGAAGUGGCGGUGGAAACUACAAUGACUUCGGCAACUACAACAACCAGGCCUCCAACUAUGGCCCAAUGAAGGGCGGCAGCUUCGGAGGUGGUGGAGGUGGCGGCGGCGGCAGGAGUGGUGGCCCCUAUGGUGGUGGCUACGGAGGCGGAUCUGGAGGUGGCGGCGGCGGCUACGGUGGUGGCUCUGGAGGACGACGUUACUAGACAUUUGGACAGGACUCAGUACUUAGGAAGGAGAGUGGAGAACAGGAGAAGAGACAGGAGGAGAACAGGAGAGAUGACAGGGCAGCUGCAGGUUUACUUCUGCUAGAUCUGCUCAGCCUAACAGUUGUGGCAGGUUACCGCUGCCACACAAGAAGAAAUGUGUAAUAGUGCAAGAAUCAUGUGUGAGGCUUCAUCAAUUGUUUUUGUCAUGCAGGAUUAUUUUAUGUCAUUUAUGGAUAAGCAUUCCAACAAGGUUUUUACAUGUAGAUUACUUUUAAGUCGGUCCCAUCUUUAUUUUUAUGUAAAUGCACCCAAUCAAGUUUAAAUAAACUUGUUUCCUUUUUUAAAAACCGA